AUGGUCAAGAAACGAGUCUUGGUUGGGUAUGGUGUCGACGUCGAUGCAGUAUCAGGAUGGAUCAACACCAAAGACGGCACUCCCCAAAACGGCACCAACGUAUCUCGAGGCAUCUUCGGAGCAACAGUAGGUCUCGAAAGACUACUCAAACUAUUCAACAAACACAACAUCAAAGCCACUUUCUUCACACCCGCCCACACCAUCGAAUCAUUCCCGAAGCAACUCGCAAAAGUCAAGGAUGCAGGACACGAGAUAGGUCUUCACGGUUAUACUCAUGAGCACAUCUCCGGUCUUACUGCAACUCAGCAGCGCGAUGUGCUCGCCAAAUCCAUCGAUGUGUUGACCUCUUUCACCGGCCUCAAACCGAAGGGCCACACAGCACCAGCAUGGGACACGAGUAAAGAGCUUAUCCCUCUACUUGAAGAAUUCGGCAUUAUCUACGAUCAUAGUUUCAUGCAUCAUGAUUUGCAACCAUAUUUCGCUCCUGACGGCAGGCACAGUUGGGUAGAGACUGAUGUCAAGAAAGAGGCGAGUAGUUGGAUGAAGCCGAUGACCAAGAUCAAACCGAGUGAAAUUGUGGAGAUUCCGGCGAAUUGGCAUGUGGAUGAUUGGCCGCCUUUGCAACCUAUGCCGGGAAGAGCUGGUACACACGGAUUUAUCAGUACACAUGAGCUUGAGAAACUGUGGCUUGAGCAGUUCGACUAUGCAUAUGAAGAAUAUGAUACCUUCAUCUUUCCCAUGUCGAUUCAUCCACAAGUUAGUGGAAAGCCGCAUGUUAUCAAGAUGCAUGAACGCAUUAUCGAAUACAUCAACAAGCAUGAAGGUGUUGAGUGGAUGCCGUUGGGUGAUAUGGCGACAGAGUUCCUCGAAGGCCGGAUUGCAGGAGUCGAGAUCGAGGGAGGAGCGGACAAUUGA
Messenger RNA from Aureobasidium pullulans EXF-150, 915 nucleotides. Its product is annotated as glucose 1-dehydrogenase. The record is from RefSeq and is a predicted model, not a curated record. Lineage: Eukaryota; Fungi; Ascomycota; Dothideomycetes; Dothideales; Saccotheciaceae. Gene Ontology annotation, biological process: carbohydrate metabolic process. The transcript is spliced from 7 exons. Bases 1 to 915 code for a protein of 304 amino acids. Gene Ontology annotation, molecular function: hydrolase activity, acting on carbon-nitrogen (but not peptide) bonds.